GAAAAAAAAAACACCAAUCGAGAGGCCUCAACCAAAAGCCGAACACACCCUCCGGAGGUUGGCGAGGGAGGACGGCUAGAAUGGAGAGCAACAAGGUGGUGGUGUGCGACAACGGCACCGGGUAUGUAAAGUGCGGCUUUGCGGGAGAAAACUUCCCUACAUCUGUCUUUCCUUGUGUCGUUGGACGGCCAUUGCUUCGCUAUGAGGAGUCACUCCAGGAGCAAGAAUUGACAGAUAUUGUGGUAGGAGCUGCUUGCGCUGAUUUGAGACAUCAGCUUGAUGUAUCAUAUCCUGUCACAAAUGGGAUUGUUCAAAAUUGGGAUGAUAUGGGCCAUAUAUGGGAUCAUGCAUUUUAUAGCGAGCUGAAGGUUGAUCCAUCCGAGUGUAAAAUUUUACUGACAGAUCCGCCACUCAAUCCUGUGAAAAACCGUGAGCAAAUGAUCGAGACAAUGUUUGAGAAAUACAACUUUUCUGGGGUCUUCAUCCAGAUCCAAGCAGUUCUUUCGCUAUAUGCUCAAGGCUUGCUGACUGGACUUGUCAUAGAUUCUGGUGAUGGUGUCACCCAUGUGGUGCCCGUGGUUGAUGGAUAUUCUUAUCCACAUCUAACGAAAAGAAUGAAUGUAGCUGGAAGGCAUAUCACAUCCUAUCUUGUUGAUCUACUCUCAAGAAGAGGGUAUGCUAUGAAUAAAUCUGCUGAUUUUGAGACAGUAAGAGAAAUAAAAGAGAAGCUAUGCUAUAUAAGCUAUGACUACAAACGUGAAUACCAGCUAGGACUUGAAACCACAAUUCUUGUUAAAAGUUACACUCUUCCAGAUGGAAGAGUAAUUAAGGUGGGCACUGAACGGUUUCAGGCUCCUGAGGCUCUUUUUACUCCUGAACUCAUAGAUGUUGAAGGUGAUGGGUUGGCAGAUAUGGCAUUCCAUUGCAUUCAGGAAAUGGACAUUGACAACCGCAUGACGCUUUACCAACAUAUCGUUCUUAGUGGAGGAAGUACCAUGUAUCCUGGUCUGCCAAGUCGGCUGGAGAAGGAAAUUCUUGAUCGCUACCUCGACGUGGUUUUGAAGGGAAACAAGGAUGGACUUAAGAAAUUACGCCUGCGUAUAGAGGAUCCUCCACGGAGAAAGCAUAUGGUCUAUCUAGGAGGUGCAGUACUUGCUGGAAUUAUGAAGGAUGCGCCGGAAUUCUGGAUCACAAAGCAAGAGUAUCAGGAAGAAGGUGUUGCCUGCCUAAGGAAGUGUGGACAAGCAUAACCAUGUACAAUGUGACAAUCGUGCCACCCUUGUUAUUACUGAAUGCAUACUAUUACUUUAAUUGGUAGAAAUAAUAGGACAAAUAGUAAUUACCUUGCCCAAGGAAGUUUUGUUGUUUGUCCUUCUGAUCCUCGUGAUUAAUAUGUGUACCAUAUAAUUCCUGUCGCACAAAUAGUAGGAACGGUACAUCUCGGUUGACCGCACCAAUCGACAGAUACUGCACAUUUUGUUAAUUUUUUAUUGGAUACUUUUUUUGUGGGGUAAUUUUUUACCGGAUACCUGACGUUAAAAGAAUGUGAUAUGUGGAAAGGUUUGA
Triticum aestivum (bread wheat) is the source of this 1566-nucleotide messenger RNA. RefSeq names its product actin-related protein 2. Lineage: Eukaryota; Viridiplantae; Streptophyta; Magnoliopsida; Poales; Poaceae. The record is from RefSeq and is a predicted model, not a curated record. Bases 81 to 1250 code for a protein of 389 amino acids. The transcript is spliced from 15 exons.